Paramacrobiotus metropolitanus is the source of this 1611-nucleotide messenger RNA. RefSeq names its product beta-1,3-galactosyltransferase 9-like. The record is from RefSeq and is a predicted model, not a curated record. Lineage: Eukaryota; Metazoa; Tardigrada; Eutardigrada; Parachela; Macrobiotidae. The transcript has 3 exons. The coding region runs from base 198 to 1367 and encodes 389 amino acids. Gene Ontology annotation, molecular function: hexosyltransferase activity. Gene Ontology annotation, cellular component: membrane.
CCUGCUGACGCGAGGUGUCCACUGUCAAAGUGUGCACACCGAGAAUGGUAAACUACGUGAUACUUAUCCUUUGGUUUUUGCGGUUUUCCGCACAUGUUCCCACUAUAUACUGAUGAGGUAAUAUAAACACUGCUCUCCAUCACCGCAGAAUUUGACAUCCGUGAAGGCGGGAGACGUUGGAUGGGAGAAAUCAUCAAAUGGGACUCGCGUGUCGACCUGGCUUCGCUCUGCUGUUCGUAAUAUUAAUUGGAGCAGUGUGUUUUUGCUUGGGCGUGAUUUCCUUCAGCUGUAAAGGAGCCGCGCAGAAUCCGUUCGGAUGGGCCGGCUGCUGGACACCGGAAUACCGUUUUUUCUCCAUCGGGAAUGGGGAGGCUGACAGUCCGGACAGUCCGCCGCGUGAAGAUCCCCAGAUCCGGGAAGACGUGGAGGAAAAACACAGGCUCAUCAGUAAAGAUCCUUUAUCCUCCUCAACAUCGGCACCAGCCGAAAUCAGUUCCUACGACGCCUUCGACCGUUUCGCCAUCUCACCCUUGCCAUGCUCAAACAGCACGCCGCCGUUUGUCUUGCUCAUCGUCUUCACGCGUCCCGACGCCUUUCUCCGCCGGGACACCAUCCGACGCACAUACGGCUCACUGGCCGUGGAAAGCGGCACACACCGGCACACCUGCUCACACGGCCGACCGGAUGCGGGCCGCGGUGUGCCGCUGGGAUUUCGGUUGUUGUUUAUUGUCGGUCUGACUGUGUCCGGGGCUAUUCAGAGGGGAAUCGCUGACGAGGCCGCUCGCACCGGUGACAUUAUUCAGACAGAGGCGUUCGUCGACGACUACGGUCAAGCCACACGCAAAGGUUUGGCCUUGAUUCACUGGAGCCUUCUCCACUGCCCACAAGCCACCUUCGUGGCCAAAGCCGACGACGACUGCUUUAUCAAUCCACCCCUCCUCCUCAGUAGUUUGCGGCACGCCGAGGACAAAACACCCUCCAUCCUCGGGCAUUUCUGGCCGGCCGGGGCCCCGGUGAUCCGUGACCCGAAGAACAAAUGGGCUGUCCCGGUGGCCGACUUCCCGGAGAAGCACUUCCCGCCCUACAUGUCCGGGAUUCUCUACACAUUCCACCGUCUGACUCUUGCCCCGCUGGCCCACGCAGCCAGGACGCUAAAGUAUUUAUGGCACGAUGAUGUCUUUCUCACCGGUCUGGCGGCCCGCGCCGCCCAGAUCCCGCAUAUUGGCCUAGGCGGGUACGAUCCCAAGGGCGGCGCCUGGAAUAAGGGAUGCAGUAAGGGAGCACAUUUGGCGGUGCACUACGUGGAUGACUCGAAGAUGUGGAAAAUGUGGAAUGAUACGUGUGUGAAUUAUGUUGUUCCUUGUUAAAUAAGUAUUCUGAGCGCGUGGAAUUCUCUUGACUGUGAGAUUAAGAUGUCGGCUUUUACUUGGAAUGUUUUGAGUGGUUUUAAAUUUUACCUUGUUUUGAUGGUGAUCAUUAUAAAUUUAAUAGUUUUGCGGACUCGAGUUGAUGUAAUUGUAAUGCUGAUGCGUACGAAUAGUCUCUACGGUGAAGAAAGAAAUUUUAAAAGGUUCGAUUCGAUUAUAAAAUUGGUCAGCGGAGUUUCGAUAA